CCGAAGGCAAUACACGUGUAAGCCAAUCCCCGCAACAAGACGUCAUAAGAGUCAGACACCCACCCUGCCCCGUGUAAGAGACUCGGACAGCCAAGACCAUCAGGACAUACUAUACAGAAACAAUUGUUGUGAUAAAUGCGUUCAGGCGUAUAGGCGCAUAAUCGGCCGUGCAGCGCAGCAAAUCAUUCGGCAUCUGAUGCACCGAGAUCAACGCGGUCAGAUCGGCAUGAGUCACAUUUGUGGUGUUGCUCGAGAAACACCAAAUGGGCGUGGAGCAGAUGAAGUUUUGAUAUGAAUAAAGCCCGUCUGGGAAACCAUGGGGAAUGGACAUUUGGAAUGCCAAUCAAUCAAAUAGAUCGCACCCUUUACUCACAUACCAAAUAUCUUACAGAAUUCCCAUAUCAGCCCCAACUGCUUCAAGUUGAGCCAUGGCCGACGUCGAGGGCGCCCUCCCGCUCGCAGCCCGCCGAGACCUUCGGGUCUCGAUCGCGGAGACCAAGGACCCGCUGGUAGAAGCACUGCCCAAGGUCGAGCUCCACGUGCACAUCGAGGGCACGCUGACCCCGGAGCUCAAGUGGAGGUUCGCCCGGCGCAACGGCAUGACCCUGCAGAACCCGCGGACGGGGGCGGCGUUCGCCUCGCUCGACGAGUACCAGGACUCGCACGACAGCUUCAAGAGCCUGUCCGGCGCCGGCGCCGGCGGCGGGCGGAUGAACAACGAGGAGGAGACCCUGUCCUUCUUCGAGGCCUACUACGGCGGGUUCGAGGUGCUCAAGACGGCGGCGGACUACCGCGAGCUCGCGAUGCACUACCUCGAGCGCGCCGCGGGCAUGAACGUGCGGUACUGCGAGCUGUUCUUCGACCCGCAGGGGCACACCCGCACCGGCGUGAGCUGGGAGACGAUGAUGGGCGGGUUCCGGUCCGCGCAGGAGGAGGCGGAGAGGCGCCUCGGGGUCAGGAGCGCCUGGGUCAUGUGCUUCCUCCGCGACGAGCCGGUGCGGUCGGCCGUCGAGCACUACGCCGCCGCGCUCGGCUACCGCGACAUGAUCGUCGGCGUCGGCCUGGACUCGAACGAGGACCGGCGGCCGCCCGCGCUCUUCGAGGAGGUCUUUGCCCGGGCGAGGGCGGACGGCUUCCGCCUGACGGCGCACUGCGACGUCGGCAGGGCGUACCCGGUCGAGCAUGCCCGCCAGGUCAUCUGCUCCGUGGGGGGGACGGGUGCCGACCGCAUCGACCACGGCCUGAAUGCCGUCGAGAGCGCCGAGCUUGUGGAGGCGUUGAGGUCGAGGGGGAUGGGGAUGACGAUCUGCCCCUGGUCCUACAUCCGGCACCAGCCCAUGGAUGAGGUGUUUGAGCGCAUCCGCGCCCUCUUCGACGCGGGCGUCCGGGUCUCUAUCAAUAGCGAUGAUCCGGCGUUCAUGGAGGAUACCUGGGUACAUGAGAACCUGCUGGUCGUGCGGAAGUUCUGCAAGUUUAGCGACGAGGAUAUGAUCAGGCUUGCGGAGAAUGCUAUCCUCACCUGUUGGGCUUCUGAUUCGACCAAGGCAGAGAUCACGGCUGAGCUGGAUGCCUUGAGGGGGAGGUACAUAACAUGAUGUAUUGGGUUAUGGGCUGGCAACUCUCGCUCAUUUUUCACGUGAUCGGUUGUGGACUGUUGCUGGACCGCAUCCAUGGAUUGCUCAUGUCGCCGGAAUAAGGGCGAGGGCGUGCCUUAGGGGCAAUGGACACAAGUGGUGCGCGCGGAAGUGCCCCAGGGUGAGUGCGAUCGAUCUGGACCUGUCGAGAGGGCCAUCGCUCGGGAUGGCCAAGCCACAUGUGCAAUGAUCGGUCCAUUGGGAACUGCAGGAUUAGUGGGGGGAUUACAUCAGGAGAUACACAUUCUCGAUGCGAGACCAGUGUCACUCCCAAUGACAGCUCUUGGUGGCCGGGAUCAAUUACGUUUGGAGUCCUUACAUGCCACAAUGUCCUUUCAGUCUGUGGACAGAGGGCGUAAUUAUAUUGUUGAUAAAAG
Molecule: messenger RNA, 2011 nt
Organism: Diaporthe batatas
Lineage: Eukaryota; Fungi; Ascomycota; Sordariomycetes; Diaporthales; Diaporthaceae
Exons: 1
Coding region: 429-1595 (388 amino acids)
Biological process (GO): hypoxanthine salvage; adenine catabolic process; purine ribonucleoside monophosphate biosynthetic process
Cellular component (GO): cytosol
Molecular function (GO): adenine deaminase activity
Source: RefSeq, a predicted model, not a curated record